CUGUGAGUGGAGUUUGGACAUUUUCCAACAGUAUGAGUUAAGAUAAACAAAUGAAGUCAGACUUUGACCUCAGUCUGUUAAAAUCCAGAUGGACAGCUACCCUCAGCUGAUCACUGUUCCAUCUACCAGAGCGACUCCAGGUCCUUAGGGUUGAAACAUGAGCGCCUUCGUGACUCUCUCCACAGGGCAGAGGAUGCCUGUGGUCGGACUUGGCACAUGGAAGAGCGCUCCAGGACAGGUGAAGCAGGCAGUGCUGGCAGCCUUAGACUGUGGGUACAGACACAUUGACUGUGCUGCUGCAUACAGCAAUGAACAGGAGGUGGGAGAGGCUCUGGCUGUCAGGGUCAGCCCUGGUAAGGCUCUGCGUCGUGAGGAGCUGUUUGUCACAUCCAAACUGUGGAACACCAAACAUGACCCGCAGGAUGUUGAGGAAGCGUGCAGGACCAGUCUGGCCCACCUGGGUCUCUCCUAUUUGGACCUGUACCUCAUGCACUGGCCCAUGGCAUUUCAGCGGGGGAAGGAGCUGAUGCCUCGACGCGAAGAUGGAAGUAUUUGUUACUCCAACACACAUUACAGAGAUACUUGGACAGCCAUGGAGAGCCUAGUGGACAAAGGUCUGGUCAAAGCCAUAGGACUGUCCAACUUCAACGCCAGACAGGUUGAUGAUAUAAUCAGCAUGGCCAGACACACACCUGUGGUCAACCAGGUGGAGUGCCAUCCUUAUUUGUCUCAAGUAGAUCUCCUGUCUCACUGUCGGUCAGUGGCAGUUUGUGUGACAGCCUACAGUCCUCUGGGCAGCGGGGACAGACCCUGGGCCUCUCCUGAUGAACCCAGUCUGCUGCAGGAUCCUCGACUGGGAGCUAUCGCCCAGAGAUACCAGAGAACACCUGCCCAGGUCAUACUCAGGUGGCAUGUUCAGAGGGGUGUCGUGUGUAUCCCUAAGAGUGUGACACCCACCAGGAUCAAGCAGAACUUGCAGGUGUUUGACUUUUCUCUGUCAGAAGACGACAUGAAGCUGAUUGAAUCCUUCAACCGCAACGAGCGCUUCAUCGUCCCAACAGUCGAGAGAGACGGCAAGAGAGUGUGGAGAGAUGGAGAACAUCCUCAUUUCCCCUUCAAUGAUCCUUACUGAGUCUACACACAAGGAAUGUUGUGUUUUUGAAAUUUCUAC
Messenger RNA from Epinephelus moara (kelp grouper), 1171 nucleotides. RefSeq names its product aldo-keto reductase family 1, member A1a (aldehyde reductase) (gene akr1a1a). Gene Ontology annotation, molecular function: aldose reductase (NADPH) activity. Gene Ontology annotation, biological process: aldehyde catabolic process. Lineage: Eukaryota; Metazoa; Chordata; Actinopteri; Perciformes; Serranidae. The transcript is spliced from 9 exons. Bases 158 to 1132 code for a protein of 324 amino acids. Gene Ontology annotation, cellular component: cytosol. The record is from RefSeq and is a predicted model, not a curated record.